AUGAUUCCAAAUCUUUCUGGUGGACCAUUAAAGGAUGUCUACGUUUUUGAGAGAGGUCAUUUUCAUUGGGGAAAAAAUGACAAGAAAGGAAGUGAACACACAAUUCAUUGCAACAGAUUUCCUCUAGAAUUGCAUUUGGUCCAUUAUAGAAGAGGCUAUGGUUCAGUUAAAGAAGCUAUGAAUUAUAAGGAUGGACUCGUUGUGAUUGGUAUUAUUUUUCAAAUAAAAUCUGAAUUUAUUACUUAUAAAGGCUCUCUGACCACUCCACCGUGUACAGAAACUGUGACUUGGAUAAUAAGUAAACAAUUGUCAACUGUAAAUCCAACUGAGGUUAUUUAA
Messenger RNA from Leptopilina heterotoma, 339 nucleotides. Its product is annotated as carbonic anhydrase-like. Gene Ontology annotation, molecular function: zinc ion binding; carbonate dehydratase activity. The transcript has 3 exons. The coding region runs from base 1 to 339 and encodes 112 amino acids. The record is from RefSeq and is a predicted model, not a curated record. Gene Ontology annotation, cellular component: plasma membrane. Lineage: Eukaryota; Metazoa; Arthropoda; Insecta; Hymenoptera; Figitidae.